Messenger RNA from Myxocyprinus asiaticus (Chinese sucker), 4919 nucleotides. RefSeq lists its product as uncharacterized. The transcript has 10 exons. Lineage: Eukaryota; Metazoa; Chordata; Actinopteri; Cypriniformes; Catostomidae. The record is from RefSeq and is a predicted model, not a curated record. Bases 38 to 4216 code for a protein of 1392 amino acids.
CAUCAUAGGACAACUGCACCUUUCAGUUGGUGUGAAGAUGUCUGAUAAGACAGACCAUAGUGAGGAUGAAGAAAGGAAAUCUGUGUUGGGAGUCACAGUUGUAGAGACCAACCGUUUUGGGUUCAUUCUUGGGAAUGGUGAAAUUGACAGUGAUGGUCCCUGUCCUGAGUUAGUGAGACAUCGAGAGACGAAAUGGCUUAGCCUCAUAAAACAAUGGGAGCAGGUGAUGGAGAAAAAAAGCAGCAAGGUCAAAAGUCAGUGCCAGAAGGGCAUCCCAGCAUCGGUCAGGGCUAAGUGCUGGCCACUGCUCUGCGGUGCUAUGGACAGAAUGAAGAAAAAUGUAAAACUGUACGAACGUCUAGUUGAAGCUCCAGAUCAGCAAGGAUGGACUGACAUCAUCAAAAGGGACACAGACAGACAAUUUCCCUUCCAUGAGAUGUUCCAUUCCAAAGAUGGCCAUGGGUACCCGAAGCUCUUCUUUCCUUUAGAGAUCCUGUUUUGGUCUUUCCUCCUCUCUUUGCAUCAGAAGGACCUGCUGCAGGUUCUAAAAGCAUACACGCAGUACCGACCAGAAGAGGGCUACUGUCAGGCACAGGGUCCAGUAGCAGCUGUACUCCUGAUGAACAUGCCCGCUGAGGAGGCGUUCUGGUGUUUGGUGCAGAUUAGUGAACUCUACCUUCCUGGCUACUACAGCCCUCUUCUGGAAGGUGUUCUAUUCGAUGCUGCUGUUCUCUCAAGCGUAUUAAAAAAACUGUGUCCAGCUGCACACAAACACCUACAGAAUCAGGGGGUGGAGCCUCUCAUGUUUGCCACUGAUUGGUUGAUGUGUCUAUACAGCCGCCACUUACCUUUCAACACUUUGCUCAGAGUCUGGGAUCUCUUCUUCUGCUAUGGUGUGCGUGUUUUGUUCCAGGUUGCUGUAGUACUGGUGCGCCGUUGUCUUGGACAGGGACGACUGCGAAAAGAGUGCGAUGGACAGAUGGAAACUCUGGAGCGACUGCGAGGUGUUAAAGAGCGUGUCCAAAAUGAUCAGGCUGACACCUUCAUUCAUGAGGUGUGUUCUGUGCCCCUUUCCUUGGCAGACCUGCAAAAACAAACAGAGAAAGAGACAGAGAAGUGGAAAGUAGAAAGACCGGACUCGACUUUUGACCUGCGAGGGCGCUGUCAUGGAUACCGAAUGGCAUGGGAGAGAGGGCAGGUGAAACAAAAAGAAAAUGAGAAGGAACGGCAAAGAGGGAACCUGACUCUUCCUCUAAUGCGAUCACAUUCCUCUCUCUCUCCCUCCAUUUUGCAAAAGAAAUGGAGAAAGAGGAGUAGUCGGACUGAGACGGAGGAGUGGGACGGAGGAGGAAGAACAUUCUCCCAAGGUUUAACUGAAGAGAGUGAUGAUGGAGACGUAAGGAGGAGGAGUGUGUGUGGUGUCAUUGGGGAGCAGAAGGCAAAGCAAGACAGGCUAGCACAUGAACUCUAUACACACAAACAAAAAGAUCACAACACACAUACAACUAUUUCGCCACAAAAACCGAAGGGGCUGCUGGUGGUCUCUUCUAGCAUUGAGUCUCAUGUUUUAGAGGAUGGGCAUAAAGACACAAUUUGCAGGUCACAGUUACAGAGUGUUACAGAGAGAGAUUCUGUUGAACAGGAGGACACAUUACAUACAGAUACUGGUCAUCGCAAGGAAGAAACAAAAGUAUCUUUAAACCAACACAAUGACACUUUAGACACAGAACAAUGUAAAUGUGAUGAUAAAGAAAGGAUUGCUGCAGGUUUGGUGGAGGAGGAUAUACAGACACAUGAACAUCAUGAACACAAUGUAGAAAGAGAGACAUGUCAAGGUAUACAAAAUACAGAGAAUAAGACACAUCAAAAUGAACAGAGUACAAAAGAGUGUACAAAUCAGGACAAACAGAAUACAGAAGAACUGACAAAUCAAAAUGAACAGAGCACAAAAGAGCAGAAAAAUCAAGAUAAACAGACAUGUCAAGAUGAACAGUACGUGGAAAUUAAGAUAACUUCAGAGUCAUGUGAAGAGUGCAUACAAACAAACUAUGAUCCACAGGAAGUGUACAUGCAGACUAACACUGGUAAACAGGAAGAGCAAAUACAGUCAGACAGCAUAAUUCAGGAAGACAUAACACAAACAGUGAGCUGUAAAUGUGACGGAACAGGAACAGAUAAUUUGCAAAAAGUCACAAUACAUGAAGACAACCAGCAAGAUGAGGAAAAUAUUCAAAAUCUGGAAAAUAUCACAGAGGGAGAAGUACAGACACCAGUUGUCCAAGAAUACCAGAGGUCUCACACAUCCAGAGAUCAAUAUGAAGAACAAACCACUGGUGAAAACCAUACUUAUGUAGGUAAGGAGGAAGCAGGGUUUCAGCAUGAAGUGGUCGGUGAUGGAGAGAUCCUUGAAAAGAGAGAAAAAGGGAAGGAGGAAGAAAGAAAAGUGAGCAACAGUGAUGACCAUAUUGGUGAAAAAGAGACACUGCAAACAUCUGAAGAAGUACCAUCAUCUUCUUUAGAAACUAAAGAAACAGCAAUUGAGCAUCCAGACAUAUCAGUCUCUGCUCAUGGCUUGGCUGAUCCUGUACAUCAAUCCCAAUCCAGUGAUCCAGAACAAAAUGACAUGGAUGCUACUGUUAUAUCUAGUGACUCAGACCAUAGUCCAGUGGAUUCCAAAAAAGUGGAAGUUAUAUUAGGAUGUGGCAACCCAGAACAGAGUGAAGUGGGUGCUUCUGGUGAGACUGAUUUCCAUGAAACUUGGGAGGAGGAUGUAGCAGUGGCAUCUAAAAACUCUAAGGACAUAAACAUGAAUGCUGCUCCUGCUGCUAUGUGUGGUAACAUAAAAACCAGUGAGAUUAACACAGAACACUGUGGAGUAAAUAAAACAGCUGGAUCUGAAAAUAUAAAGUGUUGUGAAAUGUAUGCUUCUGAAAAAUCAAGCAACCUUGGCCACGAUGAAGAGGAUGAUAUCUGUAGAUCUGGUGACACGGACAGCGAAGAAAUGCAUGUUAAAAUGGGAUCUGGCGACCCAGAGAACAAAAAGUUGCAGGGUGCAACUGGAUCUGCCAACACAAAGUGCAUUCAAAUUAUAACUGGAUCUGGCAACCAUGAAAGUGAAGUAGUGGAUUCCUUUGUUGGAUCUGGAAACCCAGAGUGUAAAGACGUGCAUGCUGGUGUUCGAUAUGGCAACCCAGAUUGUAUUCAGAUUACAACUGAAUCUGGUAUCCAUGAGAGCAAUGUUGUGGAUUCUGCUGUUGGAUCUGCCAACCCAGAGAAUGAUACUGUGGAGUCUGCUGAUGGAUCUGGCAACCCGGAGUGUAAAUUCAUGCAUGUUAUGAUUGAAUCUAGCAACCCAGAAAGCAAUGAAGUGCAUGUUGGAACGGGAUCUAGCAACACAGCGUGUAAAGAAGUGCAGUUCGCGACUGGAUCUGGCAACCCUGAAAGCAACGAUGUGCAUGUCGGAGUUGGAUAUGGCAACUCAGAGGGCAUUCAGAUUUCAGCUGCAUCUAGUAAUUAUGAAGGCCCUAUAGUGGAUUCUGCUGUUAGAUCUGGCAACCCAGAGUGCAACAUGGUGGACACUGCUAAUGGAUCUGGCAACCCUCUGCAUAACAUUGCAUGUACAAAACCAGACAAAAGCCAGGAUUUGGAGUCCACCUCUUCAAAAACAGCUUCCAAAUCUUCAACGGCAAAUGUCCUGCCAACUCAGCACUGUGUGGGCAGAACCUCCAGCUCACGGUCAUUCUAUCCCACAAUCCUCUCUGAGGACACCUUCAGAGUCCCAAAGCAGGCUCUCACACCCAAGGAAGACAGCACACAAGAGACACACACUCAGCCCAUCUCAGGCUCGCCAACAAAGACAGGCGCUCAGAAAUGUCUUGGUCUCUUCCGCCGUCUCCGGGGGGAGACCAAUAAAAUCCCCGUCCCCAAAAUCCUCAUUCAAGACUUUAGCGAGAAAGAGGAAAAGUUGACUGCAAAAGAGCGGAGGCGGAGGAAAAGAGAGAGGGAGAGGAAAGAAAGUGAGAAGGACAGAAAGAAACAAGAAAAGGAGAUGGAAAAGGACACAGAAAAGGAGAGAAAAAAGCCUCAGACAAGAGGGAAGAGCUUCCAGGUGCUCAACAGGAAGUGUAGCAACAAAGACAUGUCCACUGAAAACAGGGACUCUCAGACGUGUCGCCCUAGGAGAAAUUCUGCCCCUUUUUCUGACAGUUAUUUUUGAGACAAAGAUCAAACAUUCAUAUUUAGCAGUGAGAGUGAGAUGGUUAAAUGGGGAUUCUGUGCAAUGAUUAGACAUGGCUUGUUAUUUUCACUGCUUUGGUUUAAAACCAUUAUUAUUUUAAUAGAAAAAUUAAAUCAGGAGACGUGUGUAAAUGUAUUCAGAAAGUCUUUGCGAAGUUGUAUGUGGUUUCUUUCCACGUCGCUCACUUUGACAGUUCUUUCUGAUUAUAGGCACUAGUUUGAUUGAUGGAUGUUGUUUAUUCUGUCUAAUGUUCAUCAUCACUGUCACUUGCGAGCACUUUCUGGCUGUGUACCAUCUGAUUGGUCAGCUGAGAGGAAGUGGGCAGAACUGAACCAAAGAAAAGGGAACAAAACUGAAAGAGAAAACAAGGACUAAAUAUUAGUGAGAACUGCUGAUUAGAUUUUAUAUUUUUAAGUUAAAUAUUCAUUUAAAUGAUUAAUGUACCUUUUUAUUAGGAGGUCUAUUUGAAAGUGCUUCCUCCUGCUCUUCAUCCUCCUCUUCUUCACUGGAUGGGUGCUUUCUGUUAUUGGUGGUACGAAGUUGGGUGGUGGGUGCAUGUGAUGGCCCAGGAAGUUCACUGGUCUCCAUGGCGAUGAGAAAUGUGUCCAUGUCAUCGGACAUGAAGUCAUCUGGUGGUUGCUUGGUCUCAGGACUACUGGAAUAAAAGUAUUGAAGUACCAAA